Messenger RNA from Candoia aspera, 5555 nucleotides. It is a transcript of the gene ZNF219, whose product is annotated as zinc finger protein 219. The record is from RefSeq and is a predicted model, not a curated record. Gene Ontology annotation, cellular component: nucleus. Lineage: Eukaryota; Metazoa; Chordata; Lepidosauria; Squamata; Candoiidae. Gene Ontology annotation, biological process: regulation of DNA-templated transcription. The transcript is spliced from 5 exons. Bases 1586 to 3901 code for a protein of 771 amino acids. Gene Ontology annotation, molecular function: DNA-binding transcription factor activity, RNA polymerase II-specific; RNA polymerase II cis-regulatory region sequence-specific DNA binding.
CAUUUGGCUUGUAUGCUCACUUUCCCAUUCUUUAGAGGGCUACAUAAGAGGUAGAUAAAAACCUGACUUGUGGUUGCCUGGCAACCAGACUGUUCCUUUUCCCCGACUGACCUGAGUGGCUGAGCAGCAACACUGAGAGGCCCUUCCGUCAGACCACAUGCCUGGAAGGACCAUUCAGGUCUGCUUGUCAGCAGUGUAGCGUAACAAAGCAGACAGGGCUUGACUCUUACUCAGUGGUAGCACAACCUACCUGUUGCUGCUGCUCACAAACUUGGCUUCUGUCCACAGCAAAGUGCAACGUCAGAGUGGAAUCUUGCCUUCCUGUUCCUUCCUAGGCUUCCACAAGCCAUCCAGCAUCCCACCCUUUGUCCCAGCAACACUCUCCGUCUACCAGCCUUAAAGGACAGAAGGUGGCUUUGGAACCUGAAAGUGGCUGUGUGGUUAGAUACCAGCUAGUGAUGCCAAUCCUGGCCUUUGCUUUCAUCAGGGCACAGCAAAACAAAGCCUGUCUGUGCCUAGCUAUGCUGGGCUAACAUUCUGCUGCUCUCCCUCUCUUGCCAGGGACACUCUGUCAUCCCAAAAAUUUGUACUGAUCCCUUCCACUAAUGUACAGUAAAGCAGACAAUGCUUGCUUGUGCCAAGUUAACAGCAUCUCUGCCCACCCCCCUUCAUGGCCCAACCGAGCAGGCCGAGACAGGCUGAUCCUGCCUCUCAAAUCCUCUGCUCUGUAAUCUUCAAUUGCACUACUGUUUGCUUGGCUCUAGCAGCAGCAGGGAGUUCUUGGCUUAUGAUGGUGCUACUUUUUCUCCUUCUGUAUCAAAUACCACAACCAGAACAGGCUGUGUCCCUCCGCGGGCCCCCAUUAAAGUGCAGACAAUAACUUGUGUCAGAGUAGUGCCACCCAUCUUCCUGCCAUUUUCUCUCCAGGGGGCAAACGGAGUAAAUGGCAACCUACUAUUCUCGGGCAUUGUCUUUCCGAUCACCUUCUCCGGCCACCCUGGCAAAACUGUCCAGAGGAGCCUUGGACGCGUCGGAGUGGGGUGCCCACCUCCAUGGCAUGAAUGUUUCUUGCUUUAUCAUCCGUGCCCGAGCAGAGCAGGCGGUGGCCGACUUCGGGUGUCCCUUUCCUUCUUUCCCCCUCCCCUCCAACCCGGGCUGCCCCCUCCCUCGAGGCAGGGCUGUCCCGGCCGAGCCGGAGCGCACAAUGGAGCCCGGUGAUCCCUCGCCGCGCAAGGCUCAGAAAUGCAAAUCGCCGCCGCUGCCUGCGGCUCCGUACAAUGGAAGGGAGGGAGGAAGGGAGCGAGAGAGAGGGAGAGGGAGGGAGGAAGGAAGGGAGAGAGAGCGAGCGAGCGAGCGAGCGAGAGACGGCGAGGAGGAGAGGAGAGGGGGGAGCCCCAUUGGCGGGGAGGCUGCUCGCCCCGGCCCAGCCCCGACGACGCGGCGGGUCCCCGGAGCGCCCCCUCCUCCGCGCCGCCUCGCCGUGCGCCUUGCUGAUGCGUCUACCUAUCAAGGGUGACAUGUCAACUUGGCUCUCACUGGCUGUUCCAUCACCAGUCAAGGACUAAAGCAUGUGAUCAGGAGCACCAUGGAGGGUGCAGACUACCAAUUGCCUUCUGCCAACCCAGCCAGUGUUGCCCUCCCUUCCCCUUCCUCCUCUUCCUCCUCUUCCAGUGAUGAAGCUGACAUUAUGGCUUUCAAUGGGGAGCUGGACUUGCAACGUUACUCUAAUGGGCCAGGGGGGCCAGGGGGGGAGGCUCGUCCUUACCCCUGUCCCAUCUGUGGCAAGCGUUUCCGCUUCAACAGCAUCCUGGCACUGCACACCCGCAUCCACACCAGCUCCUACCCACUCACUUGUCCCUACUGCGGCCACCGGGCAGGGCAGCGCGCCAGCCUACGUCUCCACCUGCGCUCCCAUUGCCCCGAGGCCCAUGCCCGGCUUAGUCACCAGAGCCGCCUACUGCUUGAAUUGGAAGAGCGGGCACUUCUGCGGGGUCAGGAAGAGGAAAAGGAGGAGGAGGAAGAAGAGCUGGCUACUCCCAUUCCGCCCCGACCCCUACCUACCUUCCGCUGCUCUUUCUGCAAGGGCAAGUUCCGCACUGCAGGGGAGCGCGAGCGCCACCUUCGCAUCCUCCACCAGCCGUACAAGUGUGGGCAAUGUUCCUUCGCUGCCACACAAGAGUCAGAACUGCAGUGGCACAACCAGCAGGCUCAUAACUCCCCAGCGGCUUGGACACCCACCCCUCCUGCCCCUGUGCCCACCACUACAGCCCCACCCACCCCUCCUGCCUCCACACCUACCCCUUCCUCCUCUGCCUCCACCCCUACGGAGUUCCGCUGCCAGGUCUGUGGUCAAGCCUUCACCCAGUCCUGGUUCCUCAAGGGUCACAUGCGGAAGCACAAAGACUCCUUUGACCACAAGUGCCAGGUGUGCGGGCGCGGCUUCAAGGAACCGUGGUUCCUGAAAAAUCACAUGAAGGUUCAUCUCAGCAAGCUGGGCCUCCAGAGUGAGCAAAGAGGGUCAGGGCCAGGACGGUCAGCACAGAGCUUACUCGUGGGUUGUGAGGCCCUGUAUCCAUCCCUUCUCUCUCCUCGGCCAACAGACAAAGCCAGUACAGGCAGUUUCCUGGGUUACAGCGACGCGAGCUGCGCUGAACGUCUGCAGGCCACGGCUCGAGCAGUGGAGAGUAGUCAGCAGUGGAGGGAACGUUCUUAUGGAGUAGGGUCCAAGCUUGUGCGAGAGGACUCGGGAGGGAACCAUCGCUGCCCGGACUGCAACCGGACCUUCGGUACAUUCCAGCAGAUGGCCUUGCACCGGCAAAGCCACCUGUCCCGAGAGAGAGAAUGGAACAAGGGGCAGUCACUGAGUUCUCACCUUAUCACUGGACACUGGCUUCCAACAAAUGUGAGAGCUGCUACUGCAGCCAACACCAGCCCAGCUCUGCUGGCCCAGAAGGAAAAAGAUAUGCAGGGUCAGUCACACUUGGAUGGAUCCCGACGAGGCACUGGGAAAGACUGUCCAUUCUGUGGAAAGUCCUUCAGAUCUUCCCACCAUCUCAAAGUUCACCUCCGUGUCCACACAGGUGAGCGCCCAUACAAGUGCCCUCACUGUGACUAUGCUGGCACUCAGUCUGGCUCGCUCAAAUACCACCUGCAGCGCCACCAUCGGGAGCAAAAGAGCGCUGCCGCAGCUGCUGCAGCUGCAGCAACAAUGGAACAGUGCCACCUGCCCCUCGCCCCUACUGCCGUCCCUGCCUUUCCCCCUACACAGCUCACCAAGAGCCAUGGGCCUUUCUUUCCUCUAGGUGGCUUGGGGGCAGCUCGGUCCCGCCCUUCCCGCCGCAAGCCACUGCUGAACGGGAAGGCUGAUUUCCAGCCAUUGGAUCUUUCCUUGCGCCCAGCCCUGGCAGGAGGAGCCCUCCACCGCUGCCAGUUUUGCCCCUUUGCCACCUCAGCUCCUGAGCUUAUGGAAUUACACCUUCAAGUUCACCACAGCAGGAAAACUCGUACCCGUCGCUGCUCUCACGCAGCUCCUAAAUCCCGGGUGAAGUCGGAGGAGGAAAUAGUUGAGCCCCAGGGAUCCCUGCUGAAAGGACUGGAAUCCCCAAGACCAAAGGGGGAGAUCUCCAAGCCACACAAUUUCUGGUCCUCAGAAGACCAGGAAGACUCUCUCCGUCUCAAGUUGCCUCAAGGGAAACCGAGUUCCGAGGGAGCAAUAAUUGCCAGUCUUUCUUCUGAAGCUGCACUGAAUCAGCAAGGGUGGGAGAACCUGUCACAAGACUCUGAGGAGCCAGAGCCUGAGAAGGAAUUGUCUGGCCCAGGGGUCCAAAAAGGGCCACAUCAGGAGGCCUCAAAGACAGGCCAAGGCCUCAUGGAAUUGCAGCUGGAGCCGGUACAGGCCUGAGUCUGCUCUGCAUAUAUAAACCAGUUCCGAAUCUGUUUAGCUGUCAUGAUGACUCUCAACCAAGGGACCUGGGAAUUGUAGCUUUGUUCUACCUAUUGGCAAAUAAUAAUAAUAAUAAUAAUAAUAAUAAUAAUAAUAAUAAUAAUAAUAAUAAUAAUGCAUUGCUACAAAACUACAUUUCCCAGAGUUCAUAGGCAGGGGCUUUGCAGAGCCCAUAGCAUAGUGAUAGAACACAUGCUUUGCAUGCAUUAAGUUCCCAGGUUCAAUUUUUCCUCUCUAUCUUUAAAACAAAAAAGUAUCAGGGCUGGGAAAAGUCCCUGCCUGUGGUCCUGGCUGGAUGCUGCCACUCUGAGCAGAUAGUAGGGCUAGAUGGACCAAUGGUCUGCCUCAAGAAAAAGCAGCUCCAUAGGACAGUGAAAGCAGUUUCAGACCUGUUUACAUGUGUAGCGUAGACUUGUAGAGACCAGGGAAGGCAGCUUGUGAGAGGUCACCUCACAUAUGACAGGGUCAUGCAGCCGUCUGCAAGAGGUUUUGGAGUAAGAAGUAGUAGAGUUAUUGACUGUUUUGAAAUAGUUCUCUCUAUUUUUAACAGCAGCAAGACAGACAUUAGCAAGAUACAGGUAUUACCUGCCAAGCUAAUAACAGCACAAGAGCCCCAGGAGUUAAAAAGACAAAACUACAAUACAACUAAGUACGGCCCCUGGGAGGUAAAAGCUGUAGCUGCGCUGGAGGACUGGUUGAGGGCCAGGGAAAGCAUGGCGAGGAGAUUCAAUUCAUGCCCUGGGUUGAUGGGGGACGUUGCAGUUCAGCUGAAUGGGAUUACAGUCCUCUGCAUGAUCAAGAAAGCUGCUUGCUGGGGGUUCCCAGUUGCAAAAACGAAACACCCUGAUGCACCCCCUGCAGAAACUCCCCAUCAACAUGAAGAGGACAGGUUUAAAGAAUGUGCUGCUGGUACCGCUAUCCCUGUCUCCUCUCCAUGCACUGGAUAUUUGAAAGGGCUGCUGUAGCAGUUCUAUUUAGUCAAACAGGGUUUGGGGAUGAUAUCAGUGGGGUGUAUUAAGAAUUCAACCCCUUGUUUUCUCCUCAGUUCUGAGCUUGAUGAUGCUGCUUUUAGGUGCCAUGGUCUGAGGACCUGGCCCCUUGGGGAUCCCACUGUUGGCACAUGAAGGGUUGCUGGGCUUCAUGGGGACAAGACGCUUGUAGUAGUUCUUGGAAGUUUUCUUUUCUUUUUUUAAGGGGAGCAUUUCUGCAGUUGUAGCUUUUCCCACCAUAGUGUUUCUGUGGUGGGAGGAGCUCAGCUUGUUAAAAUUCUCUCUUCUCCAUUUGUUAAUGACCCAGGAGCCCUGUCCACAUUACCCUGCCAUGUGUCCUAGAGGCAGGGCAGGCUUCACCAACCAUUCUUGGCCCAAGGGGAUUUCAAGCACCAGGGAUGCAGCUUUGUCUCCAUCGCAUCCAGGUGCUUCAGCCUCUCAUGUUCCUGUAGCAAGCUACCUGAUGCCAGUAUCUUAUCUCCGUAGCGACCCAGCAACAGAGCUGUGUUUCUGUAGUGACCUGGCACAUCAGGGUGCUUGACAACUUCUAGAGUUUUCUAUUUUUUUAUUGUUUUCUUGUAGAAAAUUUGAAACUGGAAAUAAAAGUUACAUUGAAAAAUGAA